This is a messenger RNA of Stegastes partitus (bicolor damselfish), 4054 nucleotides long. It is a transcript of the gene scara3, whose product is annotated as scavenger receptor class A, member 3. The record is from RefSeq and is a predicted model, not a curated record. Bases 454 to 2280 code for a protein of 608 amino acids. The transcript is spliced from 12 exons. NCBI's taxonomy places the organism in Eukaryota, Metazoa, Chordata, Actinopteri, Pomacentridae.
AGGAGGUUUAACUUCUCAGGCUCUGGAUGGGAGAGGGAUGAUACCAGGGAGCUGCAGGCAAACACAGAGCUCUGACCAGCUUCCUUCAGCAAUGACAGAAUUUGAAGAAUAUUUGCGAUAAUCUAUAUCAUUUCUUAAGUUGCAGAAGGUUUUUUUUUUAAAAACCAUAUUGGAUGUGGGCGACUCCUCUCCUUUGCUUGCUUUGCACCACUUUUUAAAUCUGUGGAAAUACGACUCCUGGGGACUUCUGGGCAUACUUCUUUUUGGAGGUUUGGUGACAACAGGAACAUGUUGCACGAAUGAGCCAGUUGACACCUUAAAGGCAAACUGCUGACUACUUUUACUGUUCCUCAACGGUUGCUUUGUCUGGAGAAAAGGUGAAGACUGCAGCGUCAGGUUGAGCAUCAGCAAACUGGACACGAACUUUUGCACAAGAUUCUGCAGCCAGGAAUCAUGAAAGACAACUAUGGUGGAUACGAGAACCAGCUUUUCAAAGAGGAGGACUUCACUGGAGAGGAGGAGGAAGUGCCUUCAUUUAGAGGUCGAACCAGAGGUGGCUGUGUGAGGUGCCAGCAGAGCCAUUCUCUCCAGCUGGCCGUCAAAGUCCUCUAUGGAUUUGUUGCCUUCCUCAUCAUUACCGUGGCAGUGCUGGCGUCACUUGUGUUCAGGAAGGUGGACAACCUUUCUGAGGAGGAGUCAGUCUACCACAAGAAGAUCACCAAGGCCCAGCAGGGAAUUGACGAUCUGAGGUCCACAUCUAACUGUUCAGGCUGCCUUGAUGUGACUCUGUACAGCCAGGAGAUCAGCAAGCUGAAGAAAGAAUUUGAAGACAUCCAGAGAAUGAUACUGGGACAAGAGCAGGUCCUGGACCAGGCCUCCCAAACCCAGGCCACCCUAAAGGCCACAAGCAACCGAGUGACGCGUGACAUUCAAAACCACCUCAUGUCAAUCAAACUUCUCAACCAGUCACUGGAAAGAUAUCUGGAUCGGGUGGAGGGCUGGAAAGAAGUGAUUGAGGAAACUGAAGAGAAGAUGAAAACGCUGACGGAGGAUCAGUACGACAUAAAAGCUACAGCCCAGCAAGUUAACACGACAGUGGCCCUCAGUACAAUGUGGAUAGAUGCCUUGCAGAGGAAAGCAGAUGAGGAGACUCUCGUCCUCCAGAAGCUGACCAGUGACUGGCAGAACUACAGUCGAGUUCUGAGCGCCAUUAAGUCCAACACGAGCAGCACCACGCAAACCAUGCGCUUUCUCCAGAACAACAUCGUAGCAGAUCACCAGAGAAUUGCCAUGUCCACGGAGGUGUACUAUGACCUCACUCAGCAGGUGAUGAACCUGCAAAUGCAACUUGACAAUGUGACAUCUUUUAUGGAUGAACAUGAGGAGAACAUGCAUGAUCUUCAUUACCAUUCCAGGUACUAUGAGAACCGGACGGGUGAGCGUUUCUCUGCCUUGGAUGGUCGUCUGAACUCAAUUGAGAUGGAGAUCGACACAAUCUCCUCCAGCAUCAACGCCACCGUCAGCCAUGUCCAGAGCAUGUACAAAUACAUCAACAUCGAGAGCUCAUCCUGCCAGGGUCGCCUGGGAAGACACACAGAAGAUCUACAGAACUUGAACAGCACAGUCUUGUUACUUCUCCACUCAGCCAACACACUGAGGCAGCAGAACAUGUUGCUGAAUGUGAGACUGGAUGUGGAUGUCAGGAAUUUGUCCAUGGUGAUGGAGGAGAUGAAACUUGUGGAUGUUUUUCAUACACAGCUCAUAAAGAACUUUACUAUAGUAAAAGGUGCUCCUGGACCACCUGGGCCCAAAGGGAACCGUGGUGAAACCGGCUCAAAAGGACCUGUGGGAUUGACAGGCAUUAAAGGGGACCGAGGCCCCACAGGAGGUCGUGGAUCUAUUGGAGAGAAGGGUUCUCUUGGUCCUAAAGGAGCACAGGGUGAAACCGGCUCCGGUGGCAAUAGAGGAGCGAUUGGUAUCAAAGGAGCCAAAGGGUCCAUUGGUACACCAGGCCCCAAGGGUGAAAGGGGCCAGAAAGGUGACAUGGGCCCCUCUGGUAGAGAUGGCAUUCCAGGACCCACAGGGCCUCAAGGGAUACAGGGACAGACAGGACUGCCAGGCAUCAUUGGGCCAUCAGGGCCAAAAGGAAAACCUGGACCAGUAGGGCCACCUGGACCACCAGGAAUCCCUGGUCCUCCAGGCAGCCCGUACUGCCAUGACCUAGGCAUCCACCACCAGCAGCGAACUGUGACACCUGCUGCUGGAUCUAAGCGACAGUAGUGAGAAAGAGGUGAUUUGUCAAAAGAGCUCAAGAAUCACAGUCAGAUAUGAACCAAAGGGAUACCAUGCAUUGUGACUGGAGACACAAUAAUACAUUUCUGUUGCAUUGGGUAAGACUUUAUGAACAAAUGCAACAUGGAGCUUUAGAGGAGGCAUUUCCCUGAAGAAAUGAAAUGGCCACAUGGAAUAAAAUAAAAAAAUAAGGCCUGAAAAUCUGAAAACAGUACAGCUAACACAGACUGAACUGUUGUUGAAAAAGGAAACGCUGAAAAUGGAUUGUGUUUGGACAGACUUUGACUUUUGUAUGGUGAUGGUCUUCAUACAACUCAUGGGAUCUUGUUUUACACCAAGAUACAGCAAGCAUACUUACCCAUAAAUUGAUUUACUCAUAACAAAUUACUGUACAGACUACAAAUAAAAACUACAUGGUGAGAUAUAUAGGAAUAAUGAUCAUAAAAAAGUCUUGCCUAGUUGAAUGUAUCAGAAGCAAAGAAUGUGUUUGAGGUUGUUGUCAAGCCACCAAAACCUCUCAGGACAUAAUAAAGAGGUUGGUAACCAUGGAUUUGCCCUAAAGUAGUCGUGUUUUCCAUCCAGACUAUUUAAAGGUUUACAUUUCCAUGUAGUACUUUAUAGGCACCAGAAAAUAUCCACUUUUUGCAUUAUGUACACCUUUCUGACAUCAUUUUCAAAUGGAUGGCACUUUGUUCUUUCAUAGUGUAAAAGUGUAAAAUUUAAAGUCAGUUUGCUUAUCUUAGGUUUUUCAGAGCAGGUACUCUGAAGACCUUUUCAUCUACUGGGUCUGUGGUCUGUGGUUUGAAGAGGUAAAGUUGCAGAAUUAAUUCUGAGUCUUAGCUUUGUUACACAUUGUAUAUAAAGGUUUUUUCUAUUGGUUUGUUGUUGGUCAAGACAAGUAAAAAUGAAAGUAAUAAAUAACUCCUGUUGGUGUAUGAAAACAUAAUGGGAGUUUAUUCACUGUCUUUCUGAGUGUCAGACUGGUGCAAGUCCUAUGUUUUAUGCUCAGCAUGGAGCUGGAGGUGGUGAUUAGCCUAGCUUAGCAUAAAGACUGUUUGUAGAGAAAAGCAGAUAAUGUGAGUCUUAUAAAGCUAAUUAACACAUGUUUUAAUCAAUAGAUCAAUAAACAGAAAUGUAAAACUAGGUAUUUCUGGUUUUAAGGGUAGCUAUGUGCUGUAACUAUCUUCUGACAACAGUUUUUUUCUAACAAGGGUAAUAUGAGCACAUAACUGCCUUUAACUACAUUUAUCUCAAUCCCAACUUAAGGAAAGUAAUCGGAUUUUUAGAUACAAUUUUUAGAGCUGUUUCUGUCUUUUGACAGUUUUUAUGUUAAGCUCAGCUAAUUACCUUAAGCUCCACCUUACUCACAGAGAAUGCAAGCGACUUAAAUCUCCUCCUUUGGAAAAAAAAAAAAAAAAGGCAAAUAAGCAUAUUUCACAAACAGUGAUAUAAUUCCUAAAUAUGUAUAAAGGAUGGAGAUGUCAUAAAAACUCACUCAACACACGUAUAGAUGAUAGCAUUUGUAAACCUGUCACGUGAUAAAAACACCAAAGGUGCAGUUACAGUUUAACUUUUUAUUAUAGACAACUUUGAUAAUAAAGAAUUGAGAGGGUUUGGAUUUUAGCAAACACAAAAAAUAUGUUUUUAUAUCACAGAGUAAAAAUUUUACGAAGAGUCAAAAACCGUUUUUGUGAAUCUGAGUGUUGUAAUGAAAUGCGACUGGCUUGCAUUGAACUUCAAUAAAGGCUUUUUUUUAACAGUC